This is a messenger RNA of Haemonchus placei, 558 nucleotides long. NCBI's taxonomy places the organism in Eukaryota, Metazoa, Nematoda, Chromadorea, Rhabditida, Trichostrongylidae. The record is from the annotation of a GenBank genome assembly.
AUGACGCAGGUCAUCUGCCACGAUCUGAAUGAGGUCUGGGACGACAUCAGUGAAUUUCUGGAUCAAGAAAAUUUCCGAAUUGGCGAGGUCAGUCGAUUGGCAUUCUCGCCCCUUGAAACGCCGACCGUCGGUAUGCUCACUCGAGCGCCUCGAGUUCACGACCAGCUCGUGCGUGAGCCGCCGAUCACCUUGGCCAUGCCGCCACCUGCGCUACCUGGAGCCACGUUCGCCCCGGCAGCACCAAGUCGACUCCCGGCGUUCGCCUCUACAUGCGCCCUGGCAGCCGCUGCCGUUGCUACCAGUACAGGAGACGCUUGCUCAGCACAACCAACUACUUCAACUGUUAUUCCUGGAUACUACACUAUUCCACCCCAACCACCGGCCACUCCGCAGCAAACGCAACAGCCAGCUCCACUUCCUGUCAAAGAAGAAUCACCGCCGUCUAGUCCUGAGAUACCGUAUCCGUAUCUAGACAAUAAUUAUUCGCGUAGCCCACUCGCCAACAGUUUACCUGAUCUGAAUUUACCAAUUCAACGAAAUCACAAGACAAGCAGGUAA